Messenger RNA from Pleuronectes platessa (European plaice), 2734 nucleotides. RefSeq names its product olfactory receptor 52E8. Gene Ontology annotation, cellular component: membrane. Lineage: Eukaryota; Metazoa; Chordata; Actinopteri; Pleuronectiformes; Pleuronectidae. Gene Ontology annotation, molecular function: olfactory receptor activity. Bases 129 to 1067 code for a protein of 312 amino acids. The record is from RefSeq and is a predicted model, not a curated record. The transcript is spliced from 2 exons. Gene Ontology annotation, biological process: G protein-coupled receptor signaling pathway.
CUAAAUCGUCGUGGAUCAGCUGCCACCACAGAUCAUCAAAGUCUCAGUGGGAACCAUUAAUCUGUUUCUUCUAUUUGUUUGUUGAACAGGUGUUGAUUGACAGCUGAUCCUGAUCGUUCCUCUGCAGGAUGAACAACGUCAGCGUGGAUCUUCUGCAGCUCGAGGGGUUAAAGGUCAGCCCUGCGGCCUCUCUUCCUGCCUUCGUCCUGCUCCUCCUCAUCUACGUCUUCAUCAUGGUGUCUAACCUGGGCCUGGUGCUGCUGAUCUCCACGGAGCGGAGCCUCCACCAGCCCAUGUACCUGCUGUUCUGCAACAUGAGCAUCAACGACGCGUUCGGAGCCAGCGUGGUCGUCCCUCGUCUGCUGAGCGACGUCUUCCUCCCGGGUUCGGACCGGUACAUCUCUUACGUGGACUGCGUGGUUCAGGCGUUCUGCGCUCACUUCCACGCGAGCACCGCUCACACCGUGCUGAUGAUCAUGGCCUUCGACCGGUACGUGGCCAUCUGCGACCCACUGCGGUACGCCGCCAUCAUGACCAACACGAUGCUGGUGAGUUUGUCGGUGUCAGCCUGGACGGUGCCUCUGCUCCUGGUGGGCGUGCUCCUGGGCCUCAGCGUCCGGCUGUCGCGCUGCAGGAGGAUCAUCUUCAACCCGUUCUGUGACAACGCCUCCUUGUUCAAACUCUCGUGUGAAAGUGUCCUCAUCAACCACAUCUACGGCCUCGGCUACACCGUGGUCCUGCUGGGCUCGUCCCUCGGCAGCGUGACGCUCACCUACCUGAGGAUCGCCAUGGUGUGUCUGAGCAGCCGGAACCAGGCGCUGAGCCGCCGGGCGCUGCAGACCUGCGCCUCCCACCUCGCCGUCUACAUCAUCAUGUUUGUGUCCGGCUCCAUCAUCAUCGUCCUCCAUCGUUUCCCCCACCUGUCCGACCACAGGAAGCUGGCCUCCAUCAUGUUACACGUGGUUCCUCCCGCCAUGAACGCCGUCAUCUACGGACUGCAGAUCAAAGCAGUCCGAGAGAAAAUCAGCCUCCUGUUCACGAAGAGAAACCACAGACCUCUAAGUUAAGAAAAUGAAACCCUGCGUCGCUCUGUGGCUUCAUCCAAGAAGUGAUUGAAGAGCUUAAUAAAUCAAAUUGACUCUAAUAUCAAUUAAAUGAAUUAUAGGCAUAACAUAAAUAAAUAAAACACUAGAGCUUUAGAACAUCUUCAGUCUUCUCAUGUUCCUGAAUUUAAAUUAAUUUAAUUCAUUGUCUCGUGGUUUCAGUUCUUCUCUCUGAGGUUUGUUCACGUGUUUCUGAUCAGUUUGGUUUGAAUCAGUUAUUUGAUGAUAUGAAAACAGGCUGAGACGUGAUGAUUGACAGAUGACACUGACUCCUGAUUGGUCAGAUAUGUGUAUGGCCGAGGCAUCGACACCACUUCUCCACCAUCACUUCUGCUGACUCCAACUGUAAAUGACGUCAUCACCACAAGAUGGCAGCGUUUGAAUCUGAGAUAUUUAAGCUUCAUUAGAGGAAGUGGAGACGAGUCGUCGUCUUUAUUUAAAAUCUAAGUUUGGAUUUAAAAACCAACAACACACGACUUUUAUGUUUAUUUGUUUUUAAGUUUCUCCACAGAUGAACAUGAUGUGUCAUGUGAUGUUUGUGUUACAUCAUCAGUUCAGUGUUUCCUCUCUUUUAUGUCCAUGUUUGGUCUCCUCCUCCUGAAGGAAACAUCUGGCUCUUCAGCUGCUGAAUCAUCUACAUGUUCAUCAGCAGAUCUGAGUCUGAUACUCACAGAUGUUAACAGAUGAUAACAGAAACCAGACGAGCAGUAAAAUCGACUCAAACAUCCACAACAUGCUUGAUGAUGACAGCAACGGUUGCCUGGAGACAAAGUGAUGAGCAACACAACAAACUGAAGAACGAGAGUCAAAGAAGAAGAAGAAGAAGAAGAAGAAGAAGAAGAAGAAGAAGAAGAAGAGACAGGUUAUAAAAGACGGGUGAGAGACAGGUCCGACAGGAGGACGUCCACGUUAUCACAGGUAAACAUGACCCACUCACACACUCACACACUCACACACAGUUUACUUUUCACUUUCAUCCGAGACAUAUCGUAGAUAUGUAUGUUUUAUACAUGAAACAUUAUUAAUGUUAAUUAUAAAAACAUAAGAAACAUGAAUCAACUUUCAAUUAUAACUUGAAGGUCUAAUUUGAGAUUUUAGUUUAUUUGUUUCUAUAAGAUUUUAGUGAAUAGUUUAAAGAAAAUAAAGAAACCUUUCGUUAUUUUAGUUUUGAUUGAAAUUCGUUUGUUUUAUUAUGUAAAGAUUUUUCAACAUUUUUACAUUUCAGGAUAAAAUGUCAGAGUUUUAAUAUAAUAAAUGAAUAGAAGUAGAAAUCUGCUGGAAUGGUCACUUGGUUCACUUUGUGCCUUUAAGUUGAAACACGUGAUGGAGACGUGUCCCUGAUUCUUUGAUUCUGCACAGAGGACAUUUGUCCGUUUGAUGAGGACGUUUGUUGUGUUUCCAGUUUGUCUCCUGAGCUUCACAUGUUUGUGUCAGUUUCUCUUUUAAUUUCUUAAAAGAUUUUAUUUCAUGUUACAGUUGUGAUAAAAACUGAAGAACUUAUUAUUCACGAGUAUUUUGAUGAGUCACCUCAGCACUAAACUGUAAAAUCAGAUUCCACAUGUCUCAUCUCAGGAGCUCACUUCAUUGUAUUUGAUAUUUGAUCAGUUUGUCGUUUUCAUCACUUCAAUGUA